Molecule: messenger RNA, 1375 nt
Organism: Schistocerca piceifrons (Central American locust)
Lineage: Eukaryota; Metazoa; Arthropoda; Insecta; Orthoptera; Acrididae
Product: omega-amidase NIT2
Exons: 6
Coding region: 256-1098 (280 amino acids)
Biological process (GO): oxaloacetate metabolic process; L-glutamine metabolic process
Cellular component (GO): mitochondrion
Molecular function (GO): omega-amidase activity
Source: RefSeq, a predicted model, not a curated record
GGAAGGUUGGAUGUUUGUUUCCAUGAGCGUAGAUGGUAAUAAACAAAAUAGCUAGUGGAUCCACGGUCUUGGUUCUUCGAAACAUUGUGUUCUUCCAGCUGUGCAGUUGACAUUGAACUUUGACGGUCACGUGUUAAACAGAUAACAGAAUUAUUAGAGGAUUUUGUUGUUCACAAGUCAUUCCUGCAUAUCGUGCGUUGUCAGAAACGUGCGAAUUCGGCUGAAGGUAGCAUCUAACGCCGGCAGUUUUCAACGAUGUCUUCAAACAAGUUCAGAAUUGCACUGGUUCAACUUGUGGUUGGUGGAACAAAGGAAAAUAAUGUAAAAAAAGCCAUAGACUUCAUUAAGCAAGCGAAGGAAAAAGGAUCUGAUGUUGUCAUUCUUCCUGAAUGCUUCAACUCACCAUAUGGAACAAAAUAUUUCUCCAGUUAUGCUGAGGAAAUUCCCAGUGGUGAGACAAGCAAAGCAUUAUCACAAGCAGCUAAAGAAAAUAAUGUCUAUUUAAUUGGUGGGUCUAUUCCUGAACGGGAUGGAAAUAAGUUAUAUAACACUUGCACAAUCUGGAAUAGAUCCGGCCAGAUGGUGGCUAAACACCGAAAGGUCCACCUCUUUGAUAUUGAUAUACCUGGUGGAAUAACAUUCAAGGAAUCUGAGACACUAUCACCGGGAAACCAGCUAACUGUAUUUGAAACAGAGAUGUGUAAAAUAGGUGUUGGAAUAUGCUAUGACAUUAGAUUUGAAGAAAUGGCUCGCAUCUAUAGAAACAUGGGUUGUCAGCUAUUGGUGUAUCCAGGAGCAUUUAACAUGACAACGGGACCUUUACAUUGGCAGCUGCUACAGAGAGCUAGAGCUGUGGACAACCAAGUGUAUGUUGCUGGUGUUGCACCAUUGACUGAGAAAGGUUCAGAUUAUACUUCAUGGGGCCAUUCUACUCUUGUUGAUCCCUGGGGCAAAGUAGUAGUUGAAGGAGAAUUUUCAGAAGAAAUUCUGUAUGGUGAUAUUGAUUUAUCCACUGUGAAAGAAGUAAGGCAACAGAUACCAGUUUCUAUGCAGAGACGAACUGAUUUGUAUGACACUGUUAAAAAAGGUGAAAUCUGACUGAUUUUUGCCGUGUAAAAUUAUUUGUUUGGUGCCAUGCUUUUGUGUAGUUACAAAUAAUUUGUAAUGAAAUGGAAAAUCUGUACUGUGUAUUCAGAAUCUCUGCUGUUCAACUGGCGUACUACACCUGUAACUGCCAUUGAUCUACUGAUAUGAAAACAAUCUAAAAUAAUAUUUUUGAUAUGAUGUAUCUAAGGGAUGGUGUCAUUGUGAAUGAAUUUUGAUUUGAAAAUAAAUGUUUCUGUUGGGAUGCCUUAUCAGGAACAAAAAAUUUGUA